Messenger RNA from Hyaena hyaena (striped hyena), 5713 nucleotides. RefSeq names its product myocyte enhancer factor 2D (gene MEF2D). Lineage: Eukaryota; Metazoa; Chordata; Mammalia; Carnivora; Hyaenidae. Gene Ontology annotation, biological process: cell differentiation; positive regulation of transcription by RNA polymerase II. The transcript is spliced from 12 exons. The record is from RefSeq and is a predicted model, not a curated record. Gene Ontology annotation, molecular function: DNA-binding transcription factor activity, RNA polymerase II-specific; protein dimerization activity; RNA polymerase II cis-regulatory region sequence-specific DNA binding. Bases 490 to 2052 code for a protein of 520 amino acids.
CCCGGGCCCCACCCCUCAAGCUAGGCUGAGCUGUGCCUACGUCGGCCUCGACUCCCGGGGGCUGGAGGAGUUACCUUUGGAGCCCGAAAGGAGGAAGGAAGCAAAAUAUCAACAACGCCGAGGCGGCUCGGGCGCUCGGUCCCGGUCCCCACUGCCCGCCGCGCGCCUGUCCGCCCCCGCGCCCACGGCGGGGGCCCAGGCCCCCCGGCGCCGCCCAGGGCCCGCGCGGACGCCGGCCUCAUUUGUUAUUCCCCCCGCCCGGAGCUGCGGCUGCCCGGUGUUGAAGAUCCCCCGGACCCGAGGCGAGGGCCACCCCUCCCAGCCGUGACACCCCCUUCGCCCAGCGGGGCCGGAGGCUGUGCAGAGGUGUCCUGCAGACCAUGAACUGAGCCCUGGCCCCAGGCCGUUCAUGAACACAGUGUAAGGUGUGCCGAGACCCGCCACCCAGCGACCCCCUCCCCUCCCUAGCACUGAGGACCCCCGGAGAAGAUGGGGAGGAAGAAGAUUCAGAUCCAGCGAAUCACUGACGAGCGGAACCGACAGGUGACGUUCACCAAGCGCAAGUUCGGGCUGAUGAAGAAGGCGUACGAGCUGAGCGUGCUCUGUGACUGCGAGAUCGCCCUCAUCAUCUUCAACCACUCCAACAAGCUGUUCCAGUACGCCAGCACCGACAUGGACAAGGUGCUGCUCAAGUACACCGAGUACAACGAGCCGCACGAGAGCCGCACCAACGCCGACAUCAUCGAGACCCUGAGGAAGAAGGGCUUCAACGGCUGUGACAGCCCGGAGCCCGACGGGGAGGACUCGCUGGAGCAGAGCCCCCUGCUGGAGGACAAGUACCGGCGCGCCAGCGAGGAGCUGGACGGGCUCUUCCGGCGCUACGGGUCAGCUGUGCCGGCCCCCAACUUUGCGAUGCCCGUCACGGUGCCGGUGUCCAACCAGAGCUCGCUGCAGUUCAGCAACCCCAGUGGCUCCCUGGUCACCCCAUCCCUGGUGACGUCAUCCCUCACGGACCCCCGGCUCCUGUCCCCCCCGCAGCCAGCGCUGCAGAGAAACAGCGUGUCUCCGGGCCUGCCCCAGCGGCCGGCCAGCGCAGGGGCCAUGCUGGGGGGAGACCUCACCAGCGCUAACGGAGCCUGCCCCAGCCCUGUCGGGAAUGGCUACGUCAGUGCCAGGGCUUCCCCCGGCCUCCUCCCCGUAGCCAAUGGCAACAGUCUGAACAAGGGCAUCCCUGCCAAGUCUCCGCCCCCACCCACCCACAGCGCCCAGCUUGGAGCCCCCAGCCGCAAGCCCGACCUGAGGGUCAUCACUUCCCAGGGAGGAAAGGGCUUGAUGCAUCACCUGACUGAGGAUCAUUUAGAUCUGAACAACGCCCAGCGCCUGGGGGCCUCCCAGUCGAGCCACGCGCUCACCACCCCCGUGGUCUCCGUGGCAACACCGAGCUUGCUGAGCCAGGGCCUCCCCUUCUCCUCCAUGCCCACUGCCUACAACACAGAUUACCAGCUGACCAGCGCAGAGCUCUCCUCCCUCCCAGCCUUCAGCUCGCCAGGGGGACUGUCGCUAGGCAGUGUCACCGCCUGGCCGCAGCCGCAGCAGCCCCAGCCACCCCAGCCGCAGCCGCCACAGCCGCCGCAGCCGCCCCAGCCGCCCCAGCCGCCGCAGCAGCCCCAGCCGCCGCAGCAGCCGCCCCAGGCACAGCCCCACCUGGUCCCUGUGUCUCUCAGCAGCCUGAUCCCGGGCAGUCCCCUGCCCCACGUGGGGGCCGCCCUCACAGUCACCACCCACCCGCACAUCAGCAUCAAGUCGGAGCCGGUGUCCCCCAGCCGUGAGCGCAGCCCCGCGCCGCCCCCUCCAGCUGUGUUCCCGGCCACCCGCCCUGAGCCCGGCGACGGCCUCAGCAGCCCCGCCAGCGGCUCCUACGAGACCGGGGACCGGGACGACGGCCGGGGGGACUUCGGGCCCACGCUGGGCCUGCUGCGCCCGGCUCCGGAGCCCGAGGCCGACGGCUCCUCCGUGAAGAGGAUGCGGCUCGACACCUGGACAUUAAAGUGACGAUUCCCACCCCCCUCCUCUCAGCCUCCCUGAUGAAGAGUUGACAAUCUCACCGCCCCCCCCCCCCCCCGCCCUGGGCUCCUCCCGCUCGACCCCCACUUCCUUUUGUGCUCCGUGUCCUGUUGACGGUUACAUUUGUGUAUAAUUAUUAUAUUAUUAUUAUUAUUAUUAUAUUUUUUUUAAUUUGGAUUCUCGCUUUGGAGAGGGGGUGCUCCCAUCCCCUCUUUCUGCACCCCCCACCGUUUUGCUGGUGGGGGGGUGCUGGUUUUUGCGGGAAGGGGGGGACACUUUGCACGUUGCUCACAUAUGCUGCAGGAGGGGGUGGGGAGCCCGAUAGGCCUUUGGGACAGGACAGGUGCCGAGCCCUCCCGCCCCAUCCCCCAGAGAGAGGGAGAUAACCAAAAAACUACCAAACAACAACCCCCCUUACAAUAGACUGAACCCCAAAGUCGGCCCGGCUGGGUAGGUUUGUGUUUCAGGGGGAAGGUGAGGCAGAGCUUCUGAAAAGGGUCCCUGCUUCUGGGCUGUUCCACAGGCACGUGGGGCAGAGUAUCUGAGCCCAGACCCCCCCAUCCCCCCAUGACACACUCACUGAUUCUCGUGCGAGCUGCACCCGCAGGCGUGGGGGCGCUGGCCGAGCCUGUGGGCUGGCAAGGCCGCCUGGGGAUCUGAGGCUGGGGGCAGAGUUUGAGGCAGGGGCCCCUCGGAAGCACAUUUGGAGAGAAAGAGCCAUGAGGAGGGGCAGAGAGCUGGGGCGAGGGGUGAAUCGGGGUCCCCUUCCUCCCCUAGCAGUUUCUCGAAGAUGCACAGUGCAAUAGCCCCCGUCCCGCGGCCGACACGAGCCACGGGAAGCUGGCCACAGAGCGCGGGGUGGGGGUGGGGGGGCUCCGGGCCGGUAGCAGGUGUGAGUGGGGGCUCACUCUUCCUUGCACGGACACGUCCCCACAUCCCCGAAGGAGGGACACUUGGGGGGGGCGCGAGGGCAGGGGGCGGGGCGGGAGAUGGAGGAGGAGGCCCGUCUCCCUCCUUCCCGCCUGGGCCCUCCUUCCCCAGCCCCCCUCCCCGGCUCUCCCCCCCCCCACCUCCCUGCUCUGGGCGUUUCUCCUGGUCUGCUACCUCCUGUCCCCCACCCCCAGGCCGCAUCCCGCCUUCCCUCUUGGCUACUGUAAUUGUAAAUAGCAACCUUUGGAAACCGUUAGCAGUGUAACAGUCCAGGAAACUGGGUUUUUUUGUUGUUGUUGUAUUGAUAUGAAAUGAGAUUCUAUUUUUGUCAAAGUAUAUUGUAAUAAUAAUGACUCAAACGGCCCGUACUGUACAGACCGAGAUUCUUCUGCUCUUGUUCUUGCUCCCCUCCCCUCCCCCAGCCCACCCCUCCCAGCCGCCACCCACCCCUGUGGGGGCAGCCUCAGCGUGGGGUCCCUGAGACCUCAGGCUGGAUCACAGAUCAAAGCAGAGGGGGGCAGGCCCCCAGCCUGCGAUCCACCUACCCCCCCCCCCAGCCUGGCCUAAGGUGGUGUGUGUAUGCCGACGGGAGGGGGCGCCCCCUCCCUCACAGAAGCCUGGCUCCCCUGCCCUGGGGGCUCAGCGCUUCCCGGGGGUUUCAUCCCAGCCCAGUGGGAAAGUAGACUAGACAGGGCCCCGUUUUGUGGCAGGUGACUCCACCUGCCUCUGUGACCCAGCCGCUUGCAGUAUUCUGAUGCCUGACGCAGGGAAGGAACCAGAAUCCAAGGGGGGGUGUGACCACACGUGCACUGAGCGUGUGCACGAGGGCAUGUGGUGUGUGUGUGCAUGGCCAUAGCUCUGUGUGUCUCUGAGCCCGUCUGGGCACGUACACGAACCUUUGUGUGGAUUGAGCUCUGAGGGCGUCCCUGGGUGUGGGGUGGGAGGGGGGGAGACAAAUGGCUGUGUGCCCCACAGCCCUGGCCUCCAGCUCCACGCCCCUCACCUCCACCCUGACCCCCACUCCUGGCCCUGCUCUGCCUUCAGCUCUGACAGGCUGGGACCGCCGCUGGGGGCAUCCGGCCGUCACCCCACUUGCGUGGCCCUGCGGCUCUGCCUCUCCUGGGCUCCGUGCGCAGGCGGCCCCCGGCCCUGUGCGCACACGCAGCUCCUUUCCUGCUGUGCCCUCUUCCCCCACCCCGGUCCCACCUUCAGGGUGACACUCAUGUUCCUCGUCCUUCUCGAAGCGUUGUUCUUGUCUGGGCAGUGAUCCUUCCUUACUCAGAAUUAAUCCCCCCCCCCCCCCCCCCCCCCCCCCCGCUGGCUGGGCACGCCGCGUGUCCAGUCUUCCUGUAGAUUCCUAGAGGGACUUUCAAGAGUCGCUGAGACUUGAUCAGGGCCUGGGAAGUUCAGGGUGUAGCCUUGUGCGUGCGUGCAUUCCCAGAGCCCUGCCCGGUGUCUGGCAGAAAGUUGGCACUCAGUAAAUGCUGAACAGGUGAAUGAUAGGUGCUCGGUGAACCUCGAGUGCCUGGCCUUCCCUCCUCAGGCUGUCCCCGCCGUCAGUCUGCCCACCUGUGGACGCUGGGCUUGGCCACCACCGGGCACGGGGCGGGGACGGGGGCCCCUGCAGUUCACGGUGCAAUAUUCACCAGUUUUGCCCUCUGCCUUGUACCGGCAAACCUGGCUUCUGAUUACCGCGUGUGGAUGUCUGUUCGUCUUUCUUCUCUACCCCUGGGGGCAGGGGCUGGUCUGUGAAUGACUAUGUGACAUUUCUGUGAUGCAGUACCCCGGGCUUUCUCUUGGGGGUAGGGGCUCCUGGCUGGCCAGAUGAACGGGUCCCUGGGCACCCAGACCUCAAGCGAGGACUUCAUUUCUUCCUCUCACAAGCCAAAUUUGCCUCCACCUACUCCUUCCUCCUAAGAACUGGGCAUUUGCCAAAGUAAUCACUGGAGUUGCCCACUGCCCCUCCAUCCCCGGCCUUCCCAGGCUCGGGGGACAGUGGGCAAGAGGAGCCCCUCACGCCAUUGGAGCGCACCAUUCCCCUCCCGCCCAGCAGUGCGCUCAGCACAGCAAGGCCGCCCCGACCUUGACCCAGCCCCCCUGACCUUGGACAGGAAGGAAGUAAAGCACCUUCUCUUGACGAUUAUUUAUUUGUUUGGAGAGACAGAAAUGAUGUAAAAGUGUAUCUAGAAAUAUCUAUAUCUAUAUAUUUUUAACUGACUUCUUUGGAAUCUCCUGGGGAGGGGUGGGGGUGAAUUUAGGCUUUCAUGGAAGAGAGGAGAUCUGCAGCCUGGGAACUCCUAUUCUCCCCUCUGCACCCCGCCCCCCUCCCCCCCCAUGGUGGAAGGCGUGGGAUUUGUGUGGGGGCAGGGGGCUGGAAUGUUCUAUGGAGAAUCUGGAUUCUCUUUGUCUUCCCCAUUCAGGUCCCAGAGGGAAGGGGGGAGAGGGAGGGGAGGCAUGGAGGUGCCCCCCCCUCCGGAACCCGACAAUCACCCACACUCCUGGGGCCGCUCCUGGUCCUGGGCAGGGCGAGUCCAAGUGUGUGGCUGUUGAUUUGUUUUCACUAUUUCUUUUCGUGCUGUAUGGUGAUGCUUUCUUAGUAUUCUACACAAUGAGAAGACAAAGUCCUCGGGAUUCUUAGGAGUUUUGUUUGAAAACUCUUUCACUAUAUUUGUUGUAAAGAGGUUUACUAUUAAAAGAAAAAGAAUACACAUUUCUGAUA